Messenger RNA from Chrysoperla carnea, 3765 nucleotides. It is a transcript of the gene corn, whose product is annotated as cingulin. NCBI's taxonomy places the organism in Eukaryota, Metazoa, Arthropoda, Insecta, Neuroptera, Chrysopidae. The transcript is spliced from 11 exons. The record is from RefSeq and is a predicted model, not a curated record. The coding region runs from base 40 to 3657 and encodes 1205 amino acids.
UCCAGAAUUCAUAUUUAUGGAGUGAAUCAUUUUCGCACAAUGAAUAGUGAUUUAACCACAUCAGUAAAAGAUGAAAAUCAAUGCCCAUCACCUCCACGUCCCACAGUCUUAAAUAUUAAACCGCAUCAUGUAAACCACGAUCAACCAGCAGAAACACAAUCAGAACAUCAACAGAAUGCUGAAGAUACGAAUAAUCAAACAGAAACUGAUAAAUCAAAACGACGUUCUAGGCUCAGUUUUGAAUUCGAACAUUAUAACGAUGAAGAAAAUAAAACAAUACAUGGUUUUAAUUGUUCAAAUAUAACUGUGAUAGAGGUAGAUAAAGCCACCGAUGAUAAGACGAUAGUCAACGAUGGAAGUGAUAGUGGCGUCGAAUUAUGCGGUGGUACUGAACCAAGUGUCGUUGUUCAUAACGAGCAUGGUCGUGAAAUAUUACAACGUGCUUUAAGUAGCACCAGCGGUGGAGGUUACUCAUCUAGCUCAUGUAAUGGAGCUGACGAUGGUACUCUAGCAUUUUCCUGUGAUUCUAGUAUUGUAAGUUGUUGUUCAAAUUACGAAGAUGCAUUCGAUAUACUUGCCACAAAAAAUUCAACAUUACUCGAAGAUUUAUCUCGCCAUGCAAUGCGUGAUGAACGUGCCAGCGAAAAUGGUAGCGAAAGUUCAUCCGUUACUGGUGGUAAUAGUAUACGUACUCCAAAAAGUUCAUUAAGUUCACGACGUAAUAAUACAACAAAUGGUACGGUCAAAAAAAAAGUUGCCGUUACCGAGCCUUCAAGACAAUCACGCAACCGUAACGCAGAAAUUGUUAAUUCACCUACUCAAAGAUCUCGUUCAAAAUCGAAUUCGUCACGUAUUAAUAGUACAAAACCACCUUCCAAUUCCACGCUUAACAAUACACGUAUCAGAUCGAAAGAUAAACUUGAUCCAAAUGCAACUACCGCAACGAAGACAUCAACUAAAACAAGUACUUCAACAAGUAGUACGAAAACUAAACCAAAAAUUGACACAAAUACAACGGUAGCUAAACGAGAUACAUCUCUAUCAAGAAGUAAUCCAAAUAAAUUAAUAAAAACUCGAACACCGGCAUCCACACCUAGUGACGAUGGUCGGUGGCCCAGUACAGGUCUACGAUCAACUCCAACAACAAUAGCAAGAUCUGUGCGUGGUACUAGUCUAACGAAUGAUAAUAUUGGUAAUACUCCAAUGGUAUCAUCUGCCAAAGGAAAUCGUUUACAUCAAAUAUUGAACGUAGAAAGUAAAGCCACCGCAUUAGAAAAAUAUGCAACGUUGCCAAGGCGGAGGCGUGAACGAACACCUGAUUGUUCAAACAAAGAAUCAACAACUAGUCGUAGUCGAGAUCCUAGUUUAACAAGAACACCUGUACCGCCACGAAAGCCACGUGAAAAGGAAUCAUUAGGUGGAAAAUUUCUGCCACCUUAUCCAGUAAAACGAAAAGCACCUAAAAUCAAAAUAUACCACGAGACAAGUGUUCAAACGGCAUUAACAUCAGUUGAUUUAGAGAAUGUAUUUAGUGGGAACAUAACAAAAUCAAUUGAUCCAUCUGAAGUCGAAAAAAUGGAUUGUGGUGUCCAAGUGGAUCGUCGUAAUGAAAUUAUAGAACGAUUAGAAAAUCAAAUCAAAGAAUUAAAUGAUAAAAAUUUGAAAUUAUUACAAGAAAAUAAAGAGCAAAAUGAGAAAUUAAAUGAAAUCGAACAACAGUUAAAAAUUGAACGUGAAGAAAAGCAGGCUGCCAAAGACGAAUUGAAUCGAAAUGCGCAACGUGUCCUUGCAAUGGUGCAUAAAAAUAGCGAAGGUUCUAAAGAUGGGUGCGACGAUAGUCUUCUAGCCCUUGAGACUCAAUUCAAAAAUGCUGGAGAAAUUCUAAUAAAACAGGAACAAGAAAUAUCCGAAUUACAUGCAUUCACACGGUCUCUCCAGAGGGAUCUCCAAAAAAGUAAACGAAUUCAGGAACAAUUAAUGCAACAACGACAGGAAAUGGAAGCAGAAAGUAUUGAAUUAAAAGAAUUCAUGCAAGCUGAAAAGUCAACAUUAUCGGAAGUGUUGCGAGAAACAGAAGAAGAUGUACGAGUACACUUAUACAAAUUAAAACAAAAAGAAAGUGAAUUACAACGGCAGCAAGAGGAAUGUAAACAUCUUGUACGAAUUAGCGAACAACGGCGGCAAGAAAAUUUAACAUUACAAGCACGCUUUGGCUGCUUAGAAGCACGCAGUCGAGAAAUUCUAUUACAACAUGGUGCAGCAGUUUCUGGUGCUGCAGUUGCAUUAUCAGGACUUAUUGGACGAUUAGAAAGUCUUGUCACACAACUUGUAGCCUCAUAUAAUAUUUCGGAACAAGAUUUGGAGGAUGCCAUUUACCAUAAUGAAGCAUACAGCAACAGUGAAAGCAGUGAUGGUUCACCUAUUAAAUCAACAGCUAGCGGUAUGAGUAAACGAACUCCCUCACCAAAACGUGGUGCUUCGUUUGUUUCAGCUGUUAUUAGUGCUAUUAAAAAUGCAGCUGCGCAAACCGCUAUACGUGCUAAUUCUAUAGCUGCUGUUGGAUAUACGGAUAGUGAAGAUACUGAUUCUGGUGAACUUUUGGAUUCCGAAACUGAACCCGUACUAAUGAUGGAAAGUGUGUUAGAAGAUGUAACACUUCCUGAUACACAUUCUCAUAAUAUGGUAUCGUCAACACAUAGUUUAAUGUCAACAUCAUUAAAUGGUCGUCUUGCACAAAGUAGUGAAUCAUUACAUAAUUUAUCACAAUCGAUAUUAGCACGUCAACAGCAAGAACGUUGUACUGUAUUCGAUAAAAUCACACCAGCACCAGCAUUCACAUUGGUUGAUCAAGUAAUUGAUGUUGAUAAUAUGGUUACAAAAUUGUUAAAAGUUUUACGUAUUAUACAAAUUGAAAAUGAUUCAUAUGUAGAUGAAUUAAAUGAUGAACGGACACAAUUAACUGACCAAAUAAUCAAGCAAAAAGAAUCUUGUAAAGCUGCUGUUCAACAAUUACAAGAUUGGGAAAAAAUGGGUGCUAUAUUAAAAACACAAUUAUCAGAAGCAAACAAACAACUUGGAACAAAAACACAAGAAUUAAAUGAUGCUAAAACUGAAUUACAACAGCGAAGAACAGAAAUUGAUCGCUUAAAUGAAGACAUUUGUAAAUUAUCAUUAUUGUGCAGUCAAACUGAGUUAAAAUUACGUACACGUGAAGAAGAAGCGAACGCAACAUUAAAACAGUGGCAAGAAACAGGAAAAUUACCAACAGCAGAUGUUUUAGCACGACUUGUAACUGCACGGCAUGAGAUUCCUGCAUUAAAAGAAAAACUAUUAGAAAAAGAGCGAGAAUUAGGUGAAAUUACAGAAAAGUUUUCAACGAGUAAACAAGUAAUGACUGAAAGUUGGAAUCAAGCAAUUAGUGAAACCAGAAGGCAAUAUGAGGCAAUUGAUGCAGCUUUAGAGACAUUACUAAGUAUUCAAAGCGUUGUAGAAAAAUGUCCACCAUUAGCGAAGUUACAACAUGAAUUAGAAGAAAUUAGUUUUCAAUGCGCAUCGUCAAUCCCUUUAGUGCCAUUAGUAGUAGCAUCUGAUUUUAAUGCAAAUGCUAAUCAUCGUAUAGAAACUUCCCCAGUUACACCCAUCAACGGAACUGCAUGACCUUGUACUUAACGAAGUACUAACGAAAGAGAUCAAUAUUCGUAUUAAAUACAAGUCUUCUCUCAAUUUGAAACGAACAAUUGUUUUCAUUAUUUCUUUCUUUCUACA